UGGCUCAGAGUGAUCUGGCUGCAGAGCAGUUUCCAUCGCUAGUAGCUUGGAGGCCUCGGAGGCCAUCGCGAAUAGGUUGGAGGCUGCAGAGCAGUUUUGCUUUUCUUGACCGGCGCGAACAUGGGACAAACACAAUCCUGGAGCGGGUGCUGGCAGCGAGUGGUGGAAAGUGAGGCCAGUGGGCCUGUUGAAUUCCACAAGCUGCGAGUUGGUUCUGAUCCCGAACGCGUGACCUUCGAGUUGCAUCGUGGUCAGUGGCAUUGCCUACUCUGUGGUGACCUCUGUGAGGAGUGGCAGCCUGCCCCGCCAGAUGCUUCAGUGUUUGUAGCCCUCUAUGCGGAAGGCGCUGCAGGCUUGGAAGCUCCGCUUUCGUGGCGACACUUCUGGGCGGAUGGGUCGAAAGUCUUGAGGACAGAAAUUUCGUCAGAGGCCGCAGGAGUCAAGACAGUCCUCCGAAUCGAUAGGCAACUCGCCUUUGGCGGCAGAAUGACGAUCAAAUCCCAGCUGCAGAAGGGCGAAAGCGGGGACGCCAUCACUCAGCUCUCCGCGCCCUUUCAAAGGUCGGCAGAAGGAGCCGGAGAAGGCCCAUCUCCUGUGGCAUUUCUCCGUGCUCAUGGACAGCCCUUGAAGUCACUGGAGGACCGACUGAAGGCUUUAGACAAGGUCGAAGAGCUACUCGCUGAGUGUGACAUCAUUAGCAAGGCCCAGGCCGCUGAUAGAGUCGUACCUCCUGAAUGGGGUGGCUUAGCACUGAUGAUUCGUGGAGGCAUUGCCUACUACAAAGGCCUCCUGCCAGAGUGGACCACGCCGGAGCCGGUGGCUGACCUGAAUCCUCCACCGAUCAAAGCAGGUGUUGAGGCCGACUACGCCGUCCAUAACGAGCCGAAAGGUGUUUGCAUCAACAUUGCUCCGUGGAAUGCUCCUGCGACAUUGAGUUUGGGGCCGGCCGUUUCAAUGCUGGCAGCUGGCAACCAUGUGGUCAUCAAGCCAGCUGAGCUGGUGCCCACAGUGUCGGCAGCCCUCCGACGGCUGUGUCAAAAGUAUCUGAGCGGCUACGUUUGGGUCGAAGAAGGUGGGAAGGAGGUAGUUGAACGCCUGAUUGACGAAGGCGCCGAUCACUUGGAAUUCACUGGCGGCGGCGAAACUGCAAAGGUGGUGGCAGCCAGAUGCGCCAAGACACUGACGCCAUUGACCCUGGAGCUCGGUGGCAAGAGUCCUGCUUUUGUGGAUGCUGGGCUGAGUUCUGACAUGCUGCGAAAUAUCGCCAAGGAGAUCACUGAAACUAAGGUCUUCAAGAGUGGUCAAUUCUGUUGCGCGCACGACUAUGCGCUGGUUCACAAAUCUGUGUUCUCGGAGUUCUGUGCAGUGUUCGAGGAGGUGGUGAAAGGAUUGGGCGACAAGCGUCACGUGCCACUCAUUGGCCAAAAGCAGUAUGCAUCAAUGAAGUUCCUUCUGAAUGAUGCGAACGCGCAGUGUAUACCGGCCAUGGAGGGGGACUUCCAGCCCAAUGACAAGGAGAUGUCAGUGCCUAUGACCGGUUUGCUGUCACCUUCCUUUGAUCGAGAGGUACUGAAACGUGAGAUUUUCGGCCCCAUCAUUCCGAUUCUCUCAGUGAGUGGUGUUGAAGAGGCCAUAGACAUCAUCAACCGGAUUGGGCCGAAGCCAUUGAUCGCAUACUGCUACACGAAGGAGGAAGGCUCUGAAAAUGCUUUUGUCAAAAGCGUCCCAGCAGGGAACAUUGCAGUGAACGGUGGGCCUCAGCGAAUGAUCGGGAACUACGCAGUGAGCUUUGGUGGCACUGGGCCGAGUGGGACUGGUGCCGGAUUUUGGGGCAAAGAUGCCCUGCGGGAGUUUUCAAACCGCAAAUAUGUGAUGAGUGCCAAGGAUGGGUUUGCGAGGUCUUUUUUCUCCGGCUUGCCCCCCUGAUGUGCUGAAAAAGCACUCCAACUGGUACAGACGCGACCGCCCAGCUAGCUGGUUCUAUCUCUCACUUCGAUGUUCGAGACGCGGUGGGUUGAGUUGGAAAAUGCCGUUUUUGAUCCGAGUGGCACAAAGUGCGAACUGCGACAAGAAGCGGAAAGCAGUCAAGAUGCACCAAGAUGUUGAGCAAUGCUUUGGAUUGAUCAAAAGAACAAGAAGCAGUAGAUACAAGACGGAACGCCUGGUUGGAGGACUUACUUGGUGGACCUCCCUUGGAUUGGAUCGAUGAUUCAAGGGUUCUUUUGAUUCUUGCUUUCUUGAUUUUUCCUUGUUAUUUGCCCCUGAGCAAUGAGUGUGCUGCGGAGCUGGUGGAAUCAUUUGUGGCCAGGAGGAUGAAGAAGAGGAGGAGCAAUCGGCCUGUCAUAGGCG
This is a messenger RNA of Durusdinium trenchii, 2349 nucleotides long. NCBI's taxonomy places the organism in Eukaryota, Dinophyceae, Suessiales, Symbiodiniaceae. The record is from the annotation of a GenBank genome assembly.